CACCAGGUUUUGUAUGCGCCACAGCUGAUGUUUUGAAGCAUCUACAACUAUAUGGCUCUGGUUCACAAUCUAGUGCAGAAGCAACUCCAGUGGAUCAAGCUAAUGGAGGAAGCAAGAGUUCAAUCAAAGUGCCUGAUGGGGCUGCAUCAGUACCCACCAUGGUUUUAGGAAAAUCAAAAAAGAAAGUUACAUUUGCAGACAAAGGGAAAAUAUGUACAUGGGAAUUCUGCUGAUUCAUCUCCUACUGCUAGGAGACCAGUUACAAGAUCCAUGUCCCCACUGAAGUCAAAUAUUGCUGUAGAUUUGGAGAUAAAAAAUUCUCCCAGCCCUAGAAGAGUCACGAGGUCUUCUACUCCUGAAAAUGUGACAAGGCAGAAAGUUGUAGCUUCGAGGGGAAGGCCGUCAUCAUCUAUUGGUGGACAUAAUGGAGUUAACUCUGUUGAUCUUGCAUGUAGCAUCGACCUGAACAGGAAUUUGGUUCUAGAUGGUCAUGAAACGCCUCAAAAUACACCUGCUGCUACAACAGUUGUUACAUCUGGCACAGUUCCUUCUGCUGAAACUAUUCCAAACCAUGGCAAUGUGAUCUUGCAAGAAGCCACACCAGUGAAUGUCAGAAGUAAUCCUGCUGCUGGGUCAGCAGAGAUGGUCAUUAGCAUUGACAUUAACAGGAAACUUGACCUUGAAUUCGGUACUGCAAAAGUUGUAACACAAACUGAACAGCAGAGGAAGUUUAAAGAGCUCAAGGAAGAUUGUCCUUCUUUCGAUCUUGGCUUCGAUCUGAAGGAGGCUGGGAAAAAGGUUGAUGAAGGUGCUACAAUGGAAGAACCAGUAAUCAUUUCAAGCAACGAUAGUGGUGACUCUCUGGACAAAAUAUAUGCGACCAUCGAUAUGCCCAUUACGCCAUCGACAGUACAAGUAAAGGAGUUGCAGAAGGUAGUGUUGUCGCCGAGGAACCAAAAUAGUGUAACACCAGUACCUCAAGCUAGGAGAGUUGUAAAACUGGGGCCUAAACAGAAAUCGCCAUAUGAGAAUUUCUGCAAAAAACCUACUGUCACUAGGUCAGAUGCUGAGUUGUACAUCAAAGUGUGCUCAUAUGGUGGCAGAACCAAGCACCUGUUGAACAAAGAAAAAAUUAUUGACUAUGGUACCUUCUUCAUCUAUCUCCGCGACUUGGCAGAUUCAAUCAAGCCAGAUGGUUGGAUAAGCAACUCAACCUUCGAGAUAGGUUUACUUAGUAUGUCUGAGGAGAUGGCCAAGCAGAAAAAAUUUCUGAUGCCACUAAGGCUUGUUACCAAACUAAGGGAACCAUCAUGCCACUUAGAUAAGGAGGUGCAGAAAGCAUUUGAAUGCACGCCUACAUACCGGCUAGACCACAAAGAUAUGAUAUUGUUCUCUGUCCUCCAAAAUCUCACUCCUGAUCUCAAAAUUAUGAGUGGACACUAUUACUUAAUCGUGCUAAAUUUGAAGGCUGGGAGGUUCGAAGUAAUGGACUCAAUGAGGAAGGAGGGAGACAAGUUACUUAUGCAAGAUGCUAGAAAUAUCAUUGGAAGCAUCAAACACUUCUGGCAAGCUAACUAUAGCGCCUCAAAGAUUGACAUCUCCAAAUACAUGACUGUUCAUAUACCAACUCCAAUGCAGAAGACAACUUACGAUUGCGGCUACUUCGUCUUGAAGUUCAUCGAAUCUUGGGAUGGAAGGAGGUUACUACCAUUCUCACCCUACGACAUGCCCGCACUAAGGAAGCUUUACCUCAAGAGAUGGAUGGCUACUGAAAGAAACCUCAUCAACUGGGAUGAACUGCUCUUUCCAAAUUGAUACAAAGGUACAUUCUGUUUUUUUACAGAAUGCUACAAUGCUAUCUUUUUGUAUCUUAUCUGUUGUGGCGGACAUGAAUACAAUCUCUAAAAGUUUUGUUUUAUCAUAUUAAGUGAAAAAAGGCUGUAUCAUUUGAAUUUUUCAGAAGCUCUAUG
Molecule: messenger RNA, 1970 nt
Organism: Lolium perenne
Lineage: Eukaryota; Viridiplantae; Streptophyta; Magnoliopsida; Poales; Poaceae
Biological process (GO): proteolysis
Molecular function (GO): cysteine-type peptidase activity
Source: RefSeq, a predicted model, not a curated record